UGAAAACUGCAGCCCAUCGCGGACCACCAUGUCAUCUCCCUAAGUACCUAUUGACCACAACUUGGAAACACCCUAUUAGCCCGACCCCCGCAUUCUUUUACGUGUCAUUCACGCGCUUCGAUCAACUCCUUCACUCUGUGUACGACUCCCCCUACCGUGCUCUUUCUCCAGAAAAUUUUCGCCGCUGUUACCCUCACCGACCGUUACAAUGGACACGUCGACAUCUUUCUCAGAGUUGGGCUUGUCAGGGCCUCUUCUCGAGGCACUUGACCAGCUGAAAUUUUCGAAACCUACUCCCAUCCAAAUCGAAUGUAUUCCUCCAGGAAUCGAAGGACGUGAUAUCGUUGGAAUCGCGCCUACUGGAUCAGGAAAAACGGCCGCAUUUGCUCUUCCGAUACUGCAUUAUCUUUGGGACAAUCCUCAAGGCCUAUUUGCAUGUGUUCUAGCCCCCACUCGAGAGCUGGCUCAUCAAAUCGCCUCGCAAUUUGAUGCCUUUGGAGCAGCCAUAGGUGUCCGAACGACUGUCAUUAUCGGUGGGGAUGAAGAUCGUGUGAGGCAGGCAGUGAUGUUGGCGAAGAGGCCACAUAUUGUCGUCGCAACCCCAGGACGACUGCUUGAUCAUCUGAAGGCGACAAAGGGGUUCAAUUUGAGGAGUAUAAAAUUUUUGGUGCUCGAUGAAGCCGACCGUCUCCUGGAGUCUGACUUUGGCAUUGCAGUAGACGAAAUUCUGAAAGCACUGCCCAAAGAACGUACCACUUAUCUAUUUUCCGCCACAUUGACAGACAAGGUGGCUAAACUUCAGCGUGCAAAUCUCCGGAAUCCUGUUCGUGUACAGGUCUCUACAAAAUAUACAACCGUGUCUUCCCUUCUACAGUAUUAUCUUCUCGUUCCACUAGUCAAGAAAGAAGUCACGUUGGUGUCGCUACUAAAUUCGAUGGCUCAAAACUCAGUUAUCGUUUUCGUCCGAACGAAGGCCUGUGCACGAAAACUGGCUAUCAUGUCGCGUAUCCUGGGCUUUCGCUCCGUCCCUCUAUAUGGUGAAAUGACGCAAACACAGCGAUUGGGGGCCCUGAACCGUUUCAAGAGCGAAGGUUCCAAUAUCUUGAUCGCUACUGACCUGGCUAGUCGGGGUCUCGACAUUCCUUGUGUUGACAUAGUUAUCAACUACGACUGUCCUACACAUUCGAAAGACUACAUUCACCGUGUAGGACGUACUGCUCGUGCUGGUCGUGCUGGAAAGUCAAUAUUGAUGACAACCCAAUAUGAUGUGGAAUUCAUUCAGCGAUUAGAAAAGGUUCUCAACCGUCAACUGGAUCCUUAUCUGCAUGACGAAGCUGAAUUGGGUGUCCUUCAAGAACGAGUGGACGGAGCAGGAAGGGUGGCCAUGAAUCAACUGAAAGAGGAGGAUGCUGGGAAAAGCAAGAAAGGGAGGCAAAAGCGUCGACAUAUUGCCAGCGACAACUGGGAUAGAGACGACGAGGAGGAAGCAGAUCUGCCCAGGACCUCUUUCAAAAAGAGUCGUCGUUCCUGAACGCUGUUCCUUUCAAAACUCUGUCGUUCUCUCAUCAAUUUAGGACUCGGGCUUGCUUGGGUCAGUAGGUGGGGUGAAUGAAAGAUAGUAGGUGGUUGAUGAUGGUUGCAGUUACGUGACAUGUUAGUAUAUUAUUGGGAAAUGAAGACGAAGGAAGGUUUCGACAAGGCUUUGACUAAGUUGUAUCGAUGUAUUGUCCAUCAUGUAACAAUCUCACAUCCUAUACAACUCCUUCCAGUUCAGUUUGACGCC
This is a messenger RNA of Marasmius oreades (fairy-ring Marasmius), 1783 nucleotides long. RefSeq lists its product as uncharacterized. The transcript is spliced from 6 exons. NCBI's taxonomy places the organism in Eukaryota, Fungi, Basidiomycota, Agaricomycetes, Agaricales, Marasmiaceae. Gene Ontology annotation, molecular function: RNA helicase activity; nucleic acid binding; ATP binding. The record is from RefSeq and is a predicted model, not a curated record. Bases 209 to 1531 code for a protein of 440 amino acids.